GACAGAGACUCAGGAGGGUGAGGAAGUGCCUGAGCUGAGGCUGGGGCAGGGCAGGAGGCGGUGGAGGGAAGCCUGGGGGAGUCAGGCAUCCUCCUGGGUCCUGGGGCUUCAGAGGCAGCUCCUCCUGCUGCUGGAAAAGACUCCGGACACCUUCAGCCCUCCUAGCCUGCGCUGGGAGGCUCCAGCCAGAGGCUCAGGGUGCUUGCUGAGCGGGUGACAGCCACGGAGCUGGUACCCCAGGACCCCCUGCCCUGUCCUCUCUCGGCUCCCAGGCAUGGAGGAAGGCGGCGAUUUCGACAACUACUAUGGGGUGGACAACCAGUCUGAGUGUGAGUACACGGACUGGAAGUCCUCGGGGGCCCUCAUCCCUGCCAUCUACAUGCUGGUUUUCCUGCUGGGCACCACGGGCAACGGCCUGGUGCUCUGGACCGUGUUUCGAAGCAGCCGAGAGAAGAGGCGCUCCGCUGACAUCUUCAUCGCCAGCCUGGCAGUGGCCGACCUGACGUUCGUGGUGACCCUGCCGCUGUGGGCCACCUACACGUACCGGGACUACGACUGGCCCUUCGGCGCCUUCGCCUGCAAGCUCAGCAGCUAUCUCAUCUUCGUCAACAUGUACGCCAGCGUCUUCUGCCUCACCGGCCUCAGCUUCGACCGCUACCUGGCCAUCGUGAGGCCGGUGGCCAACGCUCGGCUGCGGCUGCGGGUCAGCGGGGCCGUGGCCACGGCGGUCCUGUGGGUGCUGGCCGCCCUCCUGGCCAUGCCGGUCAUGGUGUUCCGCACCACCGGUGCCAUCCUGCACGCCGAGAACGGCACCAAGGUGCAAUGCUACAUGGACUACUCCAUGGUGGCCGCCCCCAACUCCGAGUGGGCCUGGGAGGUGGGCCUGGGGGUCUCGUCCACCGCCGUGGGCUUCGUGGUGCCCUUCACCGUCAUGCUGACCUGCUACUUCUUCAUCGCCCAGACCAUCGCCGGCCACUUCCGCAAGGAGCGCAUCGAGGGCUUGCGGAAGCGGCGCCGCCUGCUCAGCAUCAUCGUGGUGCUGGUGGUGACCUUCGCCCUGUGCUGGAUGCCCUACCACCUGGUGAAGACGCUCUACAUGCUGGGCAGCCUGCUGCACUGGCCCUGCGACUUCGACAUCUUCCUCAUGAACGUCUUCCCCUACUGCACCUGCAUCAGCUACAUCAACAGCUGCCUCAACCCCUUCCUCUACGCCUUCUUCGACCCCCGCUUCCGCCAGGCCUGCACCUCAGUGCUCUGCUGGGGCCAGAGCCAGUGCGGGGGCGCCUCCACCAGCAGCAGUGGGGAGAAGUCAGCCAGCUACAGCUCCGGCCACAGCCAGGGGCCUGGCCCUGGCCUGGGGAAGGGCGGAGAGCAGACGCAGGAGAAAUCCAUUCCCUACAGCCAAGAGACGCUCGUGGUUGACUAGGGCCAGGGAUCCCUGGAGGCUGGGGUCCCCUGCUUGGCCCUUGCCCUCUGAAGGUCGGGUCCUCAGGAGACCUUCUCUCUUGCACUUGACUCCAUCACUACCCAACCCCCGCCCUCUGUAUGGUCCUCUCUCCCCCUUGGUUCUGGUUAAGAGGUUUGUGGUUUAGUGGCAAGGAAUUGAGCCCUGCAGACCCAGGCUUGGCCACUCAGUAUCAGUGAGCUGGACCUUGCACCGGUCUCUUAACCUCCCCGAGCCUCAGUUUCUCCAUUUGUAUAAAACGGAGAAAAUGAAAUGAUGGAUGCAUCUUGGCUCAAUAAAAAUUCAUUUCCCCCACGAAAUUCAUUCUUCUCUGCUCUCCAGUUCUUUUUUCCCUCCCAUUUCCUUUUGGUUUUCUUGCCCCUCACUCUCCUUCUAUUCCCGCCACUCCCCCCCAGCCACUCCCCCCCCCCGCAAUUUUUACUCUGAAUCUUUACCUUCUGUCUCCCACCCCCUCCCUCAGAAUUCGUCCCUCUCUCUCAAUCCCUCCUUCCCCCUUUUACCUCCUUGUUCUGAAGGGCUCCUAAGGGUUAAGAAUCCUGAAGCUUGCAAACAGGGCCCCAGUUCCAGCUCUUUAUCCUGUUCCCUGAGGGCCCCUAGAGGGAAGUGGGCUGGGUGUCUGCAAAGUUACCGCUCUGAUCCUCUGCAGCUCUGCAAAGUUACUGCUCCGAAGUCUCUGCAGCUGGGAGCUCCAGAGCUUCCCUCCAAACUGGACCGGUUUGCUGUCAUUUCGGGCAUGGGAGGUGGCGUGGUCCACAGAAGGGGGACUCCCUUCCUGCAGCCGCUGCCUGAGGCCAGCUAGAUAUGCUUUCUACCAAUUUUCUCAGAGCCUUUCAUUCACCCUCUCUCCUCUGUGUGGGGGGGACUGGAAAGCAGUGGGUUUGAUGAAGCAGCAGGCUCUUGGGUUUCAUUGUACCAUUGGGGAGUGGGGAAGGGAAGAGGGAGAAAGAGGGGUGUCUGUAUUUAGUCUCCAUGCUGCUUGGGUUCCCUCCCCAAAUCCUCAUUCCUCCACUUUCCUCCAGAACUGGGACCUGCAGUUCUCUCCCUGUCCCUCUACUGCAUCCCGACAUCUCCAGGACGUUUUCCUUGGGCACUGAUGUGAGUUGGUGCCAAGUCACUUUGGUGGGGGUGGGGACUUGCUUUGUGUAUGUAUGUAUGUGUUAGUGUGCAUGAGCAUAACAUGGAGCGCCGUGUGCCUGUGUCACCUGUCACUUGGAUGAACACCCCUCCCCCCACUCAUCUCUGCCCUUCACACAGUAUCCUUGAGGGAAGAAGGGACCUUCUGCAUCCACCCCCCACUGGAUUUGGGGGCUCUGACGGCUGGUCCGUGCUGUAAAAGAGACGUCUAUGUUGGUACCCAGGCUUUCUGCAGGGAGAGCACUCCCCAAAGCAGCUCAUGCCCAAAGCUGGGGGGGGGGGGUCCCUCUGCCAUCUCAAGUUCCACGAUGAAAAUGGGAGGCAAGUGAAGAGCUUCCCUUGGCCCCUUUCCCACACCUAGCAAGCUUGCUUUGAUUUUAUAAGCUUUUCCCUCAUCAUUCCUUCUUUUUCCAAGGUCAGUGGCUUUCUUCCUGAGGUGGGGAGGGCACCUGCUUGCCACGGGAUGAAAAGCACUGGGUGGGUUUUUUCUCACUUUCCACCAGGACUGAACUCCUUGGCUUUUCCUGCUGGCCUGGGGGGCUGGGAACUGGGGACCGGAGCUACCGUGGCAGGGCUGAUGGCAUGACAGCCAUGCCACCAGAGAAGCCUUGAGGAUAAAGCUGAUGGCGGGGCCUUUGUGUGCUGAGGGUGGGGUGUGUGUAUUCCGGGUUUUGUUCUUGGAGGACCCUGGACCUGAAGGGCAAGACAUGAGCCCACAGAGGCAGGAAGAGCCCAGCUUGAGGUCAGUGAGCGUCUUGACCAUGGCUGGGAUGGAGCCAGCUCUGGAAGCAGAGGGAGGGGGGGAAGAGAAGGGGCUUCUCUCAGCUUAUCCUUCCCAUCUCAAGCCAGAAUCUUCCACAGACUCACUUUCUCUGCCUGGGGCUGUCCCCAACGUCUCCAGUCAAUGCUGGAGGAAGCUUCCAGAAGGGAAGAGGGCUCUGAGGCCCUUCGGAGGUCCUGGACUGACGGUGGAGGAGGCUGCAGCUUGCCCCUUCUUUGGAAUGUCUGUGCUAUUUUGUAACCCUGUUAGUCACUGAGGUUCAUCAAAUAAACCUUUGUGUGUGUGUGCGCGUGUGUAA
Molecule: messenger RNA, 3678 nt
Organism: Phacochoerus africanus (Common warthog)
Lineage: Eukaryota; Metazoa; Chordata; Mammalia; Artiodactyla; Suidae
Gene: APLNR
Product: apelin receptor
Exons: 1
Coding region: 275-1426 (383 amino acids)
Biological process (GO): immune response; G protein-coupled receptor signaling pathway
Cellular component (GO): membrane
Molecular function (GO): G protein-coupled receptor activity
Source: RefSeq, a predicted model, not a curated record